GACCUCUGGCCACACCAGAGGCACAAAUAGAUUGAUUAGGACACCCUGCACAGGCAGAAGACUUUCCUGCUGAAUCACUUUGAGUUCCAGGACAGUCUAAGAGCAUCUUCGGGUCGGUCCAUAGUCUCACUCAUAAUUAGAAAAAUUUUAAGUUAUGUUCUGAUUACACUUUUUAGUCAAUUGAUUCAAAGAAAAAUAAACUGCUGUUCCCUUCUUGGUGGUUAUCUCGUUGUAGGACUGUAAACUGUAUCGAUUAAAACUCGAUCAGAUGUUUGAAACUAGAAACUACUUUUAGUGAAGUAGUAUAGAAAACAAAAUUGAAGAUAAUAUUUGAUAUUUAAAUUAAUUUUCGGCAUUAUAUAUAGUAUAUCUCUUGGUUUAAUUGAACGAACAACAUGGGAACUAAAACUGUUAUGUAUACGCAAUUGCAGCCGUGGAGUGCAGCUGGAGCUCCACCGUGUAUGGAAAGCAUAGCUGGUGGUAACGUUCCAGAGCGAAUCACCAAAUCCUACAUGACACCUCGCCAACACCCAUGGCGCCCGAUUAUGGGCUAUGAGAACAUCCAAGUUACACCCUUACCUGCUUUGGGAGUGACGAACAAAUUGAUGGAGCCAGUGUGCACUCCGACCGGCAUGAUCACCGAAGGUUUGAAAUUUCCCAACCUUAUUACAGGAUUCGAAAAGAAUCCUACCCAUGCUGCAAGAGCAGCUCUAUACACUAGAUAUACACCUUAUGAAUGGGUCCAAAAUGCUUUGAGCCAUUACAAUGAAUCGGAUACUAACAGGAAUAUUGCAGAAAGGGUGAGGUCCGAUGCUAUUAGGCUAAUGAGAAUGACCGAUGACAAAACUUCAGCCGAUCAGAGGGAUUCAGGCCGGAGGAUCGGAGAGAGGAUAACAGAUACCACCUAUUGGAGGAACGAAGUGUCCACUGAACUGGAGAAGAUGAUCGGCGAGUUGAACCUCCUCCAGGACACCAAGCGGGCCCUGGACAAGGCCUAUAACGACACUGAGGUUCCCUACCACAUUGCACAGGAAUGUCUUUACCACCGGGAGCAUCGUCAAGGAAUCGAUUUGGUUCACGAUCAGCCAGAGCAGUAUUUGUUGAGGGAAAUAGAUAACUUAAAGAUGGUACAAAAGAAACUGUCAGACAUGAAGAAUACAGUGGUUGAGCAGAUAAGAACAAACCGGGCAAGCCAACACGAGCUUGAAACUGACGUAAAGUCAAAGGAAUCAGCCAUCGCUAUAGAUAAUGUCUGCCAUCAGCUCAACAAUUUUUCAAGAGGCAUCAAUUACUACGGUGGCGUAGAAAAAUAUGACAAUACCCUGAGUACUCCUCAAAGUUGGUCAGAACAUUCGAAUAGGGUAGUUACCAGAUCACAGGCAGAGAGGGCUAGAUCUGCUCAGAUCCGAUUGGACGCUGACAACCUCAUAAAUGCGGUAAAUAACGAAAUCUGGAACCACUGGAACGAUACUAAUGCAGCGCUAUCUAGGAGAGCGACAGAGAUACUGGAGGCUAAGAACAAAGCUCAGAUGCAUCUUCACAGAGUUCUGCAAGAAGUUUUCGACAUUGAAAAGAGCAUAGAACUUCUGAGAAAGGCGAUAAUGGACAAGUCGCAUCCAAUGAAAGUGGCCCAGACCCGCUUGGAAGCUAGGUCCCACAGGAAAGACAUAGAAUUGUGUAAAGAUGAAGCCCAGUCGAGGUUGGUUCGUGAGGUGACCGAUUUGCAAGAGACCGUUGAACAAUUGCACAGAAAGCUGCAGGAGGCCGAAGCCCAGCAUCAGCAGCUCCUGAUGACCAGAUCCAACUUGGAAGCCGAUCUGCACAUGAAGGUUAACUCCCUCUUCAUCGACAGGGAGAAGUGUCUAGGGAUGCGGAGGUCCUUUCCCAUCACUGCCAAUAUCACGUAUUAAAUGGCCGAUGAGCGAGGCUAUAAGAAAAGCUUAUAAUCAAAUACAAAAUAUAUCUGCAUUUAUUUAUAAUGUAUUAUAAAAAACCUUCCUCAUGUAUAAAAAAUAAAUAAAUAUUAUUAUAUGAG
This is a messenger RNA of Nezara viridula (southern green stink bug), 2035 nucleotides long. NCBI's taxonomy places the organism in Eukaryota, Metazoa, Arthropoda, Insecta, Hemiptera, Pentatomidae. The record is from the annotation of a GenBank genome assembly.